Messenger RNA from Rhagoletis zephyria (snowberry fruit fly), 1092 nucleotides. The record is from RefSeq and is a predicted model, not a curated record. Lineage: Eukaryota; Metazoa; Arthropoda; Insecta; Diptera; Tephritidae.
AUGGCGACCAUCAACAGCUACGUUUGCGUAGCAAUUCUCUGCUUUGUCAAUUUGCUCAACUACAUGGACCGGUUCACAAUAGCUGGUGUCCUCGAUGAAAUCAAAAAGUACUUUGAAAUCAACGACGCCACCGCCGGCCUCCUGCAGACCGUCUUUAUUUGCUCAUACAUGGUCUUUGCACCCGUGUUUGGCUUUCUCGGAGACCGCUACUCUCGCAAAAUCAUCAUCAUCUUUGGUGUCCUCUUUUGGAGCAGCGUCACACUCUUGUCCUCCUUUGUGCAGCCCCAUCAUACGGGCCUCUUUUUCCUCUUUCGAGGCCUGGUGGGCAUUGGCGAGGCGAGCUACUCUACAGUGGCGCCCACCAUCAUUGCCGAUCUAUUUGUCGGCAAGAAACGGUCCACAAUGAUUGCCCUCUUUUACUUUGCCAUUCCAGUUGGCUCCGGCCUUGGCUACAUUGUUGGCUCUCAAAUGGCCAGCAUCUUUGGCUCCUGGCACUGGGCCCUUCGCUUCACGCCCACCUUUGGUCUGCUGGCCGUGGUCGGCUUUCUUUUCAUCACCGAGCCAGAACGAGGAGCCAUGGAAAGUGAACGUUACCAGCCUCCAGUACAAGACGAGCAAGAGCCUUCUUCCACUGGAUUCAGAUCCACCCUUGCGAGCCUACAACGGGACGCCGCUUACCUCGUCUCGGUGCCCACCUACGUGCUCACAACGCUGGGCUUUACGUGCGUCAGCUUUUCCAUUGGCGCACUUUCCUGGUGGGCGCCAACCUUUAUGAAACUCGCCAUCAAGGACAGCACCACUGAAAGUGCCCGCUUUUUACUCAAGGACGAAAGCCGCUGCAAGCAUGCACUCGGCGGCUCAGAGUCGGCCCUCUCCUCAAAUGGUAUCAGUAUAGAGUUUGACACGCAGCCCCAGCCGGCCAUUGCCUAUGAUAAUGACAGCUACCUGCAUGUACCGCUCGAUUCUAGUCCCAACUUGAGGGCAACGACCACCGAAGUGUCGACACUAAUGGCCAACUCCAACACCAAUCUCAUUCAACGGGUGGUCGACUACAGUGAUUCGCAGUCGGCGGCAACCACUGGCUACGCAUAA